AUGACGUCAUUCCAAACUUUUGUUCCGAAAGCUAACUUUUACUUAAACAGGAGAGUCUGUUUGUCUGACAUAGCACUGCUAAGUGUGCAGACGUACAGACAUAGUCAAAAUUCUGUCGGCAAUGCAAAAUGUUUCAAGAGACAUUUGAACAGUCAGCAGAAAAAUGAGUGCCGCUGUGACCAGCCUCUAGCGCAAACAACAUUCAACAACAAAUCAAUUAGUGAAGCGCUCCUUUCAUGUUCUUUCAUUUGUUCAAAAAGUAAUGACUGUCAAGCUUUCAACUUCCAAGAAAAUUCCAAAACUUGUCAAAUUUUUUGCGCCUUUUCAGAUGUUUUCAAUCGAACGCUGACCGUUUUCAUUGAUUUCGAACUUGAAGCUCUCUACCUUGACGGUGUUUCACAAGUCAUUCCACCAGGCAGUUAUGGCUAUUCCACAACUGUUCGUUCUGACGUGAAAAUCAUCGCCAUUCAAGCCAUCAACCUAUCCGGCGAAAAAUACAUUGAGGCUUACACACGAGAUGGUUACAUCCUGACGAACACAACAUGGAAAUGUUCAGGCACCCUACCAACACGAGAUGCUAACAACAACAGUUGGUAUGAUCUGAACUACGAUGAUGCCAGUUGGAUGCUGGCCAUUGAUCAGUAUCAAGGAUCCACGAACAUUUACGGAGCAACUUACAUCUGGUCCAGUGAUCUCUUCGAUGCUUAUUGCCGAAGAAAACUCUGUGGGUGA
Helobdella robusta is the source of this 732-nucleotide messenger RNA. RefSeq lists its product as hypothetical. Bases 1 to 732 code for a protein of 243 amino acids. The record is from RefSeq and is a predicted model, not a curated record. NCBI's taxonomy places the organism in Eukaryota, Metazoa, Annelida, Clitellata, Rhynchobdellida, Glossiphoniidae. The transcript has 4 exons.